GCAGUUGUCACGCCGUAGCUGUUGCGGCGCAUUUAAGUAAAAGUAGUGUUUGCGCUUGUGCAGCCGGCCUAGUAGUUCGCCGACAAAACUUGGCAACGACAUGAAAGACUCGCUCGCCUAUCGUUCAUGCGAGCGCACCCUAUCUCCAAGGUGAAGUCGGUGUAGUUCUGCUUUCUAAUCUUCGUGCGGCGGCGCGGCGACUCCCACCCACAGUGCCAAUACGUGCUGAAGUUCGUGCGAUAUACUCACGCGAGCCGGAGUCAUGGGCGUCAAGGACUUGUGGGAGGUACUGUCACCCGUCGCCCGCAAGGUCCAGCUUGAGGACCUUCGGGGUAGACGACUGGCCGUCGAUUUGAGUGGUUGGAUAGUCGAAAGCGAGCAAAUACGUGGCAAGAUGCGCCAGCCCACGAUUAGAAACCUGUUUUUCCGCUGUAACAAGCUGCUUGGCUAUGGGAUCAAGCUGGUUUUUGUGCUCGAGGGCACAGCUCCAGAAGUAAAGGAGGAAACGCUGUCGCAGAGGAACCAGGCACGUGGUGCUGAAGGUUCCAGUGGCGGGCUGCUCAUGAGACGUCGUGGAGGGCUCCAGGCCAUUUCAAGUCAGGCAAGUAGCUCGAAGAUUGUGAACAAGUGCAGAGAGCUGCUUGAUGCCCUGGGUCUCCCGUGUGUACAAAGCGCAGGUGAAGCUGAGGGUACUUGUGCCUUCCUCGACAAGAACGGGAUGGUGGAUGGCUGCAUCACAGAAGACGGCGAUGCAUUUCUCUACGGGGCCAAGACAGUCUACCGGAAGCUCUGCAUAGAAGACAAGGAUCCCCACGUUCUUUCCUACAAAAUCUCGGACAUUGAGAGCAAGCUGGGCCUAGAUCGCGAAAAGCUCGUGGCACUGGCUGUGCUUUCCGGGUGCGACUACUUCUCUGGAGUCCGGAGCGUCGGCAAGGAAACGGCGCUAAAGUUGCUAAACAAGUUUGGACACGCCGGCUCCCUCGAAAGGUUACGAGAUUGGACGAGAGAUUCAAAGUAUUCGAAGCUUCAGGAGACUCUUGACACAAACUGCAAGAAGCCGUCACACUGUGGAAAUUGCCAGCACCUUGGUACGCAGAAGACGCAUCGUGUCGAUGGGUGUGAAAUGUGCUCCACCGAAGUGUUCUGCACAAAGUCUGUGGUCUGCAACUGCGUGUGCAAAUGGCACAAUGCAGAAGCUGUGAAAAGCCAAUGGAAGAUGGAGCUUGACGUACGAAAAAAGGCGCUGGACGAGUACGGCACGUUUCCUCCGGAAAACGUAAUAUCAGAGUUCCUGACCGAGCGGGACAACAUCCAGUGCGUUGACAGCAACUGGCAAUUUCCAUCUGCAAAAAAAUUUGAGAAUUUCAUGUCCACCAAGAUGGGCUGGGAGCUCGAAAAAAGCCGUGAAAAGCUGUUCCCUCUGUUGACCCGCUGCCAUCUGGAGCAAGGUGGAAGCAGCUGCAAGGAGGUCACCUCGUUGAAACCCGUCAAGAUCGUAAAGCAACGAGUGCAGAGGAAUGCAGACUUCUACGAAGUCGAGUGGCUGGCCACAGAAUUGUGGACAGAGUCGUCGCCACCAAACACUCUGGAGCCCGAGGAACUGUUUGAGAGCGUCUAUCCAGAACUGGUGAAGGCAUUCCACGAUGAACAGAGCCAGAAAAGCAAGAAGAAAAUUGUGGUCACUGACGAGACUAACAACGACAUACGAGGAUACUUCGCCAUCACCACCGGAAAGUCGCAGCAAGUCAUCAAAGACAAAAACGAGGGCACAGGUAAUAAGAAGCUGGGAAAAAGUGUCGCAAGCGUUACCCCGAAAAAGACUAAGUCUGCGCCAGCCAACAAGACUCGGGCGAUCGUAACGCGAGUGCGGAAGCCAAAGUCGUCACCGCCCAAGGCCACUGAGACCGUUGACCAUUACUUCGAGCAGUCACCAAAGUUUUCUGCCAAGCCCUUAGAUGUGUCGGUCGACUCCUCGAUGGAUGACUUCAACAUUCCACUGUUGCAAAGAUUAACGGGAGCAACAAAAGAACAAGCUGUCUCGCAAGCGACAAGUUCAGCAGAUGGUGUUCCUUCAAAAUUGCCAAUCGAGUCGCUAGAGCGAGUGGAUGGUGCCACUCCUGAAUCAACUCCAAUUUUAGGAGAUUCUGUGGUUGUGGUGGAGGAAGUCUUCCGUCACGCGAAAGGUGAUGUGGCAGCUAUUAUGACAUCAGAUAGCUCGCCAAGCUUCUCUAAACCGGCGUUCAGGGAAGCCUCAUCAUCAAGUUUGCCUGAAAUGUCUGUGUCAGAGAACCUUACAUUGCCGCCCGACAAAGAGGCGAGCAGAACCACUUCUACUUCUUCGGACCUGUCAAAACCAACAGAAAGUAACGUUUCGUCAGGUAACAGUGGAGUGGCUGUGAGUACAGUAAGCACUACAAAGGAAGAUACUUGCAGUACCACAGUAAGCACUACAAAGGAAGAUACUUGCAGUACCAACGAUUGCCCAAAUAGCGACACCAGGAAGCCUUGGCCGGCAAGUUUCAAUCUUUCCAUCUCGGAUUCGUUGAAAGCAGAGUUCAUGACAUCCAUGCACCUCAGCAACGAUGACCAAGUUGAUGCGGAAGACAACAUUGGCUGCACGCCGCCAAAACGGAGGAGCCUAUCGUCACGAAGGAGCAUCACGUCACCUUCUGAAACCACUGUAGAUCGACUCGAAGGCGGAGACACCGACGGGGUAAUGGCGUCAGGUUCUAUGGAACCCGAAGGUCUGCGCGAUCGUCGAAAGUCUGGGAGGCGCCGGCUUUGCUUCAAUGACACAAUGACAUCUACGCCUGUCCUGAAGGAGUGCUCGAAAAAAAUGGAGGUUAAAAUGGAAAGGCUGUCAGAUGAUGUGCUGGCAUCACUCGUGUCCCCAGGAUCCAAAUCUAUGGAGUCUGAAAAAAGCUACGAUUACUCGGCACCACUUUUUGACACCAAGGGCGAGUCCUUGGAACUGUUAGAGAAGAGUAGGCAAACAUCAGUCAUUGUCAUAUCUGAUGAUGAGGAUUGCUGAGAUAGUGGUAUGUAUUGUUUUGAAGGGUUGUCAUCUUUACUGUCUAACAUGAAAGAUUGAUACUACUGCGAUGCUAUUCAACAGGAAGUGCGUCUUUGGUAAUUGCAUAUUUCACGAUGUUGAAGAUUGCUAAAGUUGUGAUAAUAGUGCAUGGGGGAAAUGCUUUGCGUUAAUUGUGCUCAAAGGGUAAAUGUCUAUGUUUCUGUGACAGUUGCCAUUUCACAUUUCAAAAAAAUUCAGAUAAGUACCUACUCACUUGCAUGUUUUGUGAAAGGAUAGGGGCAACUGCACAGAUUCUUGCUGCGGGCCAGUAGAACGAACCUAAAGCCCGUUUACAGUAUUGCCAGUUGACUGUUAUCAUUCUUUUCUUUCGCCUAAUGAAUGAUGUCUGUAAUUUUCUGCCAAGAGGUAACAUGUUUAAUUGGUUUUGAUGAACAGUUUGGAGACCAUAAUCAAUAAAGUUGUUUGUAUUAAGGGA
Rhipicephalus microplus (southern cattle tick) is the source of this 3509-nucleotide messenger RNA. RefSeq names its product XPG-like endonuclease (gene Gen). NCBI's taxonomy places the organism in Eukaryota, Metazoa, Arthropoda, Arachnida, Ixodida, Ixodidae. Gene Ontology annotation, cellular component: nucleus. The record is from RefSeq and is a predicted model, not a curated record. Gene Ontology annotation, molecular function: single-stranded DNA binding; 5'-flap endonuclease activity; four-way junction DNA binding.